AUGCAAAUUAGAAGAAAUCUUGAGACACUGCUUAACAACACAACAAUAAUUCCAUUUAAAUUUCGGGGGAAAUAUCUCUGCUUCUUCUGCAGCAAGUACGUCGAGGACUACGUUGAGUUGAGAAAGCACACAAAAGAACACGGAAUUUGCUCAACUGCUACGCAUGCCUUACGUGCGAUAAGAGGAAUAAGCAAUGUUGAAAUCAAAAUUGACGUAUCCGAGGUCGCUUGUGAGAUUUGCAAAAUAAACCUCCCAAAUAUAGACAGCGCUGUGGAUCAUCUUACCGCAGAACAUGAUAUUGAUUACUUCAGAGAUAUAGACAUGCCAAUUGAAGAGUACAGAUUGAGGGACCUGAAUUGCUCUUCAUGCGAUGCCAAGUUUACGUUCUUCGGGUAUCUGGUGUCCCACGUCAAUAGCAGUCAUCCAAAAAAUAGUUUUUCCUGCGACAAAUGCGAGCAAAAGUUUAAUAAGAAAAGAGAUCUUUUUUCGCAUACCAAAAAUCAUCACAGGGAUGGGGGAUUUGUUUGCGAAACGUGCUCCCAAACGUUCGCGUCGUUAAACAUUUUGAAUAAACAUAAGAGUAAUUGGCAUCUAUCUAGAUGCAAUAUAUGUUUGCUCAAAUUGCCAUCGGCUGCAUUGAAACGUAAGCAUAUGAAGACUGAACACCCAGAUGACGGAUCGCUUAAAUGCAAAUUAUGUACUAAGCAGUUUCAUACGGAGCUGGGACUAAAGAUGCAUUUGAGAAUUUGUAAAAGAGUUGACGUUAAGUUCGAGGACAAUGAUAAAGAUAUCAUGGAUUCAGAUGUGAACUAUCAGGUUCCUAAGCGGAAUAAUGUCAAGCAAGUUCGAGAGAACAUUGCUAUUGUUAUUAGCAUGUCUACGGCUCUACCGUUUAACUUUUUCCAAAACAAAUUCAACUGUUUCUUCUGUUCGAAAGACUUUCAAGACCCUGACGGUCUCAGGGAGCAUACUAUAAUGUCUCAUCCGGUAUGCGAUAUGCGGCAGAAAUGCAUCAGAAAAUGCAGGGAAUCUGAGGCGUCCGUCAAAAUUGAUGUAUCGUCACUGGCGUGCAAACUUUGUUUUAACUCAAUGGAUAGCUUGGAAACACUUUUAGACCAUUUGAUAUCAGUUCAUAAUGCGAAUUACGAUAAGUCGAUUAAAACCUGCCUGCAACCGUACAAGCUGGUCAAAGAUCGUAUGCAAUGCCCCCAUUGUCCUGACGAAAUGUUCAGGUUUUUCGGCACGCUGUUAAAGCACGUAAAUAAAAAGCAUACAGAUAAUAGAAACAUAUGCGUACACUGUGGCCAAUCAUUUAGGCGGGAGCAGAAUUUGAGAGUUCAUUUGUGGAGACGGCAUAGUGUUGGGAAAUUCAGCUGUUCCAUCUGCAGUGUUGACUGUGAUAUUCCGUCGAGGCUAUUCAUGCAUAUGGCGAAGCAACAUGGUGUAAAAGCUGCAAAAUGCCCAAAAUGUCCACAGGCGUUUGAGACGCAGUAUUUAAGGCAGAAACAUUUGAUAGACGCUCACAAUUCUGGACAUAAAUGUUCUUUCUGCGCGAAACUGUUCACCAGAGAAUCGUUUCUGAACGAUCAUAUACGCCGGACGCAUUUGAAGGAGAAAAAUGUUGAGUGCAGCGUCUGUAAUGCAAAGUUCUUUAAUAAUAUACUUCUUAAACGGCAUUUGGUCAAACAUAGCGGGGUUAAGAAUUUUCAUUGUGACGUGUGCGGAGAUCGUUUUUAUUGGAAGAAAAGUCUUAGUUCUCAUAUUCUGAAGCAUAAAAAAAGCGUCGAACUUGGCCAUUAAAGCUAUAGUAUUUUCUUUAAUUAACGCGAUUGCCACACAUUUAAAUAAAACACUUUUCAGAGGAUUUAUACGCGUGUAAUUGUAAAAUGAAAAUUCAUCUGCAGUCCCCCUGAAAACGAGAUCUGGAGAGGUCUUAGAACGUCGGGCUAGCUGUAAUAAUAAUAAUAAUGUAACUUCGACGCAAAAUGUUAUGUAAAAACAGUUACCACGCGUUGUAAUCCUUUAAAAAGCGUUUUAUUGAUAUAUGAAAUGGCAGUGAUAUAAGUAUAUUUAUAUUACAUGUAUUUUUAACAAAGGAUUUUUAAGCAAAGAAAAAUUGCUAAUAAUUCCAGAUAAUUGAUAUGAAAAUUUUCUCCUUCACUUUUCCAAUUACCACUUAUCUUUGAUGUACCACACACUCCACCCCAGCCAGAUCUACUAGCAACAGUAAAGAUUACCACAUCAUAAGUGAGAGAAUCAAUUGAUUUCUUCAAACUAUUUAUAUUAAUCAACCACCAGUUAAGGUCUUCUUUGAUGUCUGUAUGGAUUGACAUAAUAGAAUCAUAGUUGUUAUUAUUCUUAGCCAGUGCUUUUAGCUUAUAAUAUUCAAAUUUUUUUGUGUACAUCCAUCCAUACCGAGAUGCUGGGCAAGCGGCCACUAGAGUACCAGUUAAUCUAGUGAGGUCAUGAAUUGAACAGGAUUCCAUUCCCAAAUAUUUUUUGAUAGAUAUACUAAUGCUUUUUACUUUUUCUGGUGGUAAAUUAAUGGUCAUAUCUGAAGUAUCCAGAAUGAAUCCUAAAAAACUACAAUUCUGAGUAGGUAUUGUUACACUUUUUUCAAAAUUGAUAAUUAAUCCUAAGCAUUUUAGUAAAGCAAUUGUGUCAUGAUAAUUUUUAGAAGUGAAUUAUAGUCUGAUCCAAUUAAUAGUAAAUCAUCCAGAAAUGAAUUAUCAACUGAUUUAUAACCUUUUUAACGGAGAUGGGUAACCACAACCUUCAUUAUUUUAGUAAAGACCAUUGGUGCCGUACAAAGACCAUAUGGUAAAGCAUUGAACUCAUAAAGAUUUUUAUAAUGAAAUCUUAAAAAAUUGCUAUCACUAGGGUGUAUUUUGACCAAUAGGUAUGAUUCAUUUAAAUCAAGUUUAACCAUGUAAUUAUUUGGACUAAGGAGACCUAUAGCUGUUCUUAUGUCCUUCAUUUUAAAAUGAUUAGCAGUUAUGUAAUCAUUUAGGCAUUUUAGUUUUAAGAUAAAUCUAAAGUCCAUAUUAGGCUUGGGUACUAAAAAAGUAGAUGAAACAAACUGCCCUUUACAGGGCUUGCAAGGUGUUAUGGCUCCCAAAUCUAACAAUUUUUGUAUUGCCUUGUGCAUGUUCAUGUGUUCUUGGUCAGACUUAGGACUAUAAGGUUUUGGUUCUGAAUCCUGAAAUGGAGUAUCGCAGAAUGGUAUUUU
Molecule: messenger RNA, 3229 nt
Organism: Leptidea sinapis
Lineage: Eukaryota; Metazoa; Arthropoda; Insecta; Lepidoptera; Pieridae
Product: zinc finger protein Xfin-like
Exons: 1
Coding region: 1-1800 (599 amino acids)
Biological process (GO): regulation of transcription by RNA polymerase II
Cellular component (GO): nucleus
Molecular function (GO): DNA-binding transcription factor activity, RNA polymerase II-specific; RNA polymerase II transcription regulatory region sequence-specific DNA binding
Source: RefSeq, a predicted model, not a curated record